Macrosiphum euphorbiae (potato aphid) is the source of this 588-nucleotide messenger RNA. The record is from the annotation of a GenBank genome assembly. NCBI's taxonomy places the organism in Eukaryota, Metazoa, Arthropoda, Insecta, Hemiptera, Aphididae.
AUGACAGCCGGACUUUUACAUGACCCAAUAUUCAUGAUCAUGACAGGACAUUUAGGGAAAAAUCGUAAUAAACUAAAGAAAAUACCUAAACCUUCACAAACUUUCAAUUUACAAAAUCAAAAUCUAUACUAUGAUUUAUACUUUAACGCAAACAACUCCAAACAAAACUUUGUAUCAAAAAAUUAUUCUGACAAAUUUCUCAAAACAUUAACUCUAUACUUUAACGAUUCUUGCAUAUUAGACCCACUAACCCCUAAAAAAGACUGGAUAAGAAAUCUAUCACGAGAUUUCUACUCACUCAACAAUGAACAUAUUGGCCGCAUAAUGUCAGCCUACACAUUCUAUAACUAUGGAUUUUUCAUAAUAAGAGCACCAGAAAUUACACAAUUUCAAAACGCAGCUAUACCCAAUGAAAUGGGCAGAUUAUAUGUAACACAUUACAACAUCACACCACAAACUUUAACAACAGACAUACUACUAAAUAUGAUUAACAUAACCAAGGACACCAUUCGCAAAACAAAAAACAAAGAAUUAAAACUAAUAUGCAAAAAACUUUUAAAUUUUGAAAUUACAGGACUAACAAAGUAG